ACUUUAUACGAAGAUAUGAGGAGUCGGAUAGAAAGAAUCACAAAAAUAGGCCAAAUUCCAGUAGAUAUACGCAAAGAGCAUAAAGGAUUUUGUGAAUGGGACUUGGUUUCAUCCCGGCAUGAUCACCCGGUCAUCCUCCAAAUACUAAUAGAUGGAAGAGAGACCAAGGGUGUGGAAAUUGAAGGUCAAUUGCCAACAUUGGUGUACCUAUCACGAGAGAAGAGACCCCAAUAUCACCACCAUUUUAAAGCUGGGGCCAUGAAUGCACUGAUAAGGGUCUCAUCAAAGAUAAGCAAUGGUUGGAUAAUUCUUACUGUGGAUUGCGACAUGUACUCAAACAAUUCAGAAUCAGUGAGAGAUGCUGUAUGUUUUUUCAUGGAUGAAAAGAAAGGCAAUGAGAUUGCUUAUGUACAGUAUCCGCAAUGGUUCAAUAACAUGACAAGGAACGAUCUCUAUGGCAACUCCUUCGAGGUAAUUCAAAAGGUGGAAUUAGCAACCAUGGAUGCCAAUGGAGGGCCUUUGUAUAUUGGUAGUGGGUGCUUUCAUAGAAGGGACACUUUAUGCGGGUUAAAGUAUAGCAAAGAAUGUAGAGUUGAAUGGAAGAAAGAAGACCAUAUUAAAAAGGAGAAACAAAAUGCAACUGAAUUACAAGAAAUAUGCAAGAUUUUUGCAAGUAGUACCUUUGAAGAAAACACUCAAUGGGGUAACGAGAUGGGUGUGAAGUAUGGAUUUCCGGGAGAAGAUAUUGUGACGGGGUUGUCAAUACAAUGUAGAGGUUGGAAAUCCAUAUAUUUCAAUCCAGAAAAGAAAGGGUUCCUAGGAGUUGCUCCCACAACACUGUUGCAGGCACUCAUACAGCAGAAGAGAUGGUCUGAAGCUAAUUUUCAGCUACUUCUCUCAAAGUACUGCCCCUUAAUUUAUGGGCAUGGAAGGAUUCCCCUUAAGCUUCAAAUGUCAUUCACUCCCUACAUGCUUUGGGCUCCAAAUUGUUUGCCUACACUCUACUAUGUUAUUGUCCCAACCCUUUUUUUCCUUAGAGGCAUCCCCUUGUUUCCAAAGAUAUCAAGCUUGUGGGUCAUUCCUUUCGCAUAUGUCAUCAUUGCCACAAAUGCAUAUAGCUUAGUUGAGUUUCUUUAUUGUGGCGGUACACUUCAAGGUUGGUGGAAUGACCAAAGGAUGUGGAUGUUUAAAAGGACAACCUCUUAUUUCUUUGCCUUCUUUGAAACCAUAUUGAGGCAAUUAGGUUUUUCCAAGUUGGGAUUUGUAGUAACCGCAAAGGUGGCUGAUGAGGAGGUUCAUGAACGAUAUCUGAGAGAGGUCAUGGAGUUUGGUACACCAUCAUCACCAAUGUUUACCAUUUUCACCACGCUUGCAAUGCUCAACCUAUUCAGUUUUGUUUGGGGCUUGAUUAGGAUGGUUAUAGAUGUGCAAAUUAAUGUUUUGGAAGCACUGGCGUUGCAGCUUGUUUUAUGUGGUCUCAUUGUUGUGAUCAACCUGCCGGUAUAUCAAGGACUCUUCUUUCGAGAGGACAGCGGAAAAAUGGCCACCUCUGUUGCAUACAAGUCAAUCAUGUUAGCUCUAUUGGCUUGUUCGAUAGUAUUGUAUUAGUUAACCAUGCCUUCGUGUAAUAAGCAAAAAUUUCAUCUACUAAGAUUCAGCACAAUAAGUGAUUUACCAGCUUAGAGGAAGACAUGAUUUUGUACUUUGUUGUAUACUUCCGAUAUCGUGUUGUUAAAUUUUCUUAUAUAAUUGAAUAUCUAGUUUGUUGCCUA
Messenger RNA from Camellia sinensis, 1772 nucleotides. Lineage: Eukaryota; Viridiplantae; Streptophyta; Magnoliopsida; Ericales; Theaceae. The record is from RefSeq and is a predicted model, not a curated record.